AUGCCCUCGCUGGAGGGCCGCACCCUCCACACGGGAAGGUCGAAUGAGGACGACUCUACCAAGUCUGGGCCAAAGGAUAGCCUGUCCCUGAACAGUCCACCACCAGGAGCAUUCCCCAAUCUGGAGAAUGGUCCACCAUCUGGCCGUCGCCCAAGUCACAAGACGUCAAUGACCCUCAUCCAGCCUCGUACCUGGAUGGGUCUUCAGCCUCAAGCACCACUUCAAGAAGAACACGAUGAAUUCGAGCACAACGCUCUGUGGUGGUCGAAGGUCAAGAUUACCCUCAAGGAGCCGUUCGCUGAGAUGUGGGGUACCUUUAUCUUGGUCCUCUUCGGAUGCGGUGGCAUUGCUCAAGUCUCGCUUGGCAAGAACUUCCCAAAUACCUCUCCUGAUGGCAUCGGCUAUGGCGACUGGCAGAGCAUCAACUGGUGCUUCGGCUUGGGACUGAUGUUGGGCGUCUACGUUGCUGGUGAUAGCGGUGCUUACCUCAACCCUGCUGUCACUUUCACGAGCUGCGUCCUACGCAAGCUCCCAUGGCGACGCAUGCCACUCUACGUCCUGGGCCAACUCAUUGGAGGUUUCCUCGCAGCCGGCGUCGUCUACGCCAACUACAUCAACAGCAUCAACGCAGCCGAAGGUCACAACAUCCGCACUGUACCACCAGCGGCCAACGCAACCGCCGGCAUCUUCGCCACGUACCCAGCAUCGGAUUUGACCAAGGCCAGCCAGUUCUUCGAACAGUUCAUCGCGAGCAGUCUCCUCAUGUUCUUGAUCUUGGCUCUGCAGGACGACUCCAACAAGGGCAGCUUCAUCGCCAGCGGAUCUUGGUUCCCACUGUGCUUGUUCUUCGUCAUGUUCGGCAUCGGCGCCGCAUUCGGCUGGCAAACCGGUUUCGCCAUCAACCUCGCCCGUGACUUCGGCCCGCGCCUGUGGACCUACUGCGUCGGCUACGGCUCCGACGUCUGGUCCGCCGGAGGGUACUAUUUCUGGAUCCCCAUGGUCGCGCCUUUCCCGGGCUGCCUCUUCGGCGGCAUCCUCUACGACUUGUUCAUCUUCACGGGCCAGAGCCCCAUCAACCAGCCCUGGUUCGGUCUCGGCCAGCUCGUCAACCCGAGGAAGGCGAUCCAGGACCGUUUGAGGCAUCAGAAGGAGCAGGGACUUGUGUAG
Zasmidium cellare ATCC 36951 is the source of this 1167-nucleotide messenger RNA. RefSeq lists its product as uncharacterized. Lineage: Eukaryota; Fungi; Ascomycota; Dothideomycetes; Mycosphaerellales; Mycosphaerellaceae. Gene Ontology annotation, biological process: water transport; glycerol transmembrane transport. The transcript has 4 exons. Bases 1 to 1167 code for a protein of 388 amino acids. The record is from RefSeq and is a predicted model, not a curated record. Gene Ontology annotation, cellular component: plasma membrane. Gene Ontology annotation, molecular function: glycerol channel activity; water channel activity.